Messenger RNA from Hymenoscyphus albidus, 1128 nucleotides. The record is from the annotation of a GenBank genome assembly. Lineage: Eukaryota; Fungi; Ascomycota; Leotiomycetes; Helotiales; Helotiaceae.
AUGGCUUUGAUCAUAGUCUCAAGUCCAGUUGCCGAGUGGCGUGAGAUGAGAACAUUUUGGUAUCGGCGAUACCUCCCUGCUCUGUUCAACCCGUCCUCCAAGGAUGCGUUAUCACCCGUCUAUAUACCACAAAGUACUUUACUGCUUUUCGUUUGGAGUUGGAACUCGUCCAGCGCACACUUAUCAAUUUCUCGAUUUGGAAUUCUAGUUUGGCGUUUUCCCAAAAGAUCAUCAGAUGCUCGCGGGGUCCGGUUCCUUGAACACGACAGUUACGCCUACCCAUCAGUAUCCAAUUCAAUAUCCAACAAACCCCAGAUCCCUCCCUCCCAAAAUACCCACCCAGUUGUCACCCUCAAGAUCCUGAUUCUUGUUGGGUAAGAGACUAGGAGUAAAUAACAGCGGUGGGAUUUGGUGGAGGGUCCCCUCCGAUGACCUAUCAAGUACAUCACCCCCAUUACUAGUACCACUGGAUGAAAUUCUAGGACGUUCCGUUGUGGCAUGUAUGAUUUCCAUCUUUGUCCCUCAUUAUCAGCAUCGUGCAGAAUCUUUUCUCAUCAAGGCGUCCAUCGCUAGCCGAGCUGAGCCAUCUGAGUCGCAUCCCAGCCCUUCAACAUGUCGUGUUUCGUGACACAGCCUACCGGUGGAUGACUCGAUUCGGAACGUUGUGUGUAGUAGCAAGUCAUGUAAAAGCACGAAAGCACCUCAAGAUCUCAUGGAAGAUUUUAUGGGAAGCUCGACAUCGAUAAGCUGGGAAGGGCGUUAUCGAUUGCUCGUGCUUCGUUCAUAGGUUGUUGCUACUUGGGGGCUCUCCGCAGCGGACCACGAAAGCGAGCGCUCGGUACUUGCUGUGGACCUGCUCCGGAGGUUGCCUCUUUCAAAUCGCAAUCUGUAUCUAUCUAUGCCGCAUGUGGGGGCCUGGGUAUCAAAGCAAGUUGGAAAAGUCAUCAACCAACAUUAUGUCCAAAGCGCGGGAAUUAUCCAGUACCAGUAUGUAAAUUUCAGCACCGUGAGACGCAAAUUCUGGAGCAGGAGAAUACUGAGGCCUCGAUGCAACAAGAUGGGUGUAUCGUUUGGUUUGUUGCUUGGAGACAAAGGACAGUCCACAAAACAGGCAGGAGGGUAUGGUAA